AUGGCGGAACAGGAAUCCAAAGUGCAUGGCCAUGCCGAUGCAGACGGUCACUUCCGGCGCAAGGAGUCCGCCUUCCGCUCGACCGUAUCUUCGGAUCCUGAUGCGGAAUUUCCUGCUGAAAAGGACCGCUAUGUCUUGUACCUGACCUACGGAUGUCCGUGGGCGCAUCGUACUAACCUGGUUCGAUCUCUCAAGGGCCUAGAGGAUAUCAUCCAGCUCGUGGUUUUGGACCCCGAGCUGGGGCCCGAAGGUUGGUUCUUUUCUGGCCGAUGGGGGUCCGCUGAAAAAGAUCCCUUGUAUGGGUUCACAAAGUUGAGCCAAUUCUAUUUUAAGGCCGAGCCGGACUAUGAAGGGCGCUAUACCGUUCCGAUGCUCUGGGAUAAGAGAAAGGAAACGAUCGUGAACAACGAGAGUGCCGAGAUCAUCAGAAUGCUUUACACAGAGUUCGACCAACUUCUGCCGGAGGAGCUGCGUGAGGCCAACCGGCCUGGAGGGGGUUUCUACCCGGCACAUCUGAGGUCAGAGAUUGACGCAAUGAAUGAGUGGGUGUAUCACAAGAUUAACAAUGGAGUGUACAAAACCGGAUUCGCCACAACGCAGGAGGCUUAUGACGCGAAUGUGUAUCCACUGUUCGAGGCCCUGGACCGCGUUGAGCAGCACCUGGCACAUCCAGGCCAUCAGCCAUACCUGUUUGGGGAGAAUAUCACGGAGGCGGACAUUCGACUGUACACAACCAUUUGUCGGUUCGAUGUAGCCUACUACCUGAUCUUCCGCUGCAACCUCAAGAUGAUCCGGCAUGAUAUCCGCUGAUCGACCGUUGGUAUCGACGGCUGUACCAUGAUGAAACGCAGCGUACCCGAGGCGGAGCAUUCAAGAAGACCACCUUCUUUGGCAUAGUACGUGAACCGUUAUAG
Messenger RNA from Aspergillus niger, 914 nucleotides. RefSeq lists its product as uncharacterized. Gene Ontology annotation, cellular component: cytoplasm. The transcript is spliced from 2 exons. The annotation marks the transcript as partial. Gene Ontology annotation, molecular function: glutathione transferase activity. The record is from RefSeq and is a predicted model, not a curated record. Lineage: Eukaryota; Fungi; Ascomycota; Eurotiomycetes; Eurotiales; Aspergillaceae.